Molecule: messenger RNA, 276 nt
Organism: Pseudocercospora fijiensis CIRAD86
Lineage: Eukaryota; Fungi; Ascomycota; Dothideomycetes; Mycosphaerellales; Mycosphaerellaceae
Exons: 4
Coding region: 1-276 (91 amino acids)
Source: RefSeq, a predicted model, not a curated record
AUGCUUAUCGACCUUGGCGCUAUCAAAGUAGAAAGCGCUAUCAAAGUCCAAGGCGCUGUUAAAGUCCAAGGCGCUAUUGAAGUUGAAGUCGAAGUCGAAGCUCGAAGUCGCCAUUUAAGUCCAAGUCGCCAGACCCUGAACAGGGAUAAUUGCGCUAGCGCGGACUGUCAGCUGUCAUUGAUCGCGAAAUCCCCUCAUCCAGCGCAUAUGGGCAAUGCCAGCAGCAAUAUCAGAUACAGAGGACAGAAUAUCGACAGCGCUAAUUUAGCACACUGA